Messenger RNA from Onthophagus taurus, 1050 nucleotides. The record is from RefSeq and is a predicted model, not a curated record. Lineage: Eukaryota; Metazoa; Arthropoda; Insecta; Coleoptera; Scarabaeidae.
AUGGCCAUGAGUAAUUGGAGAAUGCCUAAAUUUAGUUAUUACAUUAAUGAAGACGACGUAAACAUAAUAAUCCAAAUUCAAAGCGUUUUGGCAGCAGUUUGCGUACUCGGUAUGGUCUACAUGGCAAUUUGUUUCACAAAAAACCGCGAGAAAAUAAAAUCCUUAGUAGAUGAUAUCGAAGUAUUCGAAAAAUUCGCUGGGGUCGACGCAAUAAAAAUUGACCAAGAAACAAAUUUCUAUUCAAAACUAUUAAUUGGUUACUCAAUCGCCGGAAUGUUAAUUUAUUCGAUAGCUCCUCUCUUCGUUAUCGACUACUGCGAACAACACAAACCAAAAAGUAUGGAACAAUACGGAGUUCCUUGUUCGAUGAUUGUCCGUUUUAGGUUACCUUUUCGUUUUGAUAGUUGGCCAAUGCACCAAGUGGUUUUUUUAUAUCAAUUUUACGUUGGUAGCAUGACGUCGAUUUUGAUUGUAACGAUAACUGUUUUAAUUUGUGGGAUUAUGAUGCAUAUUGAAAAUCAAUUAAAACAUUUACAUCGAUUUAUGAUUGAUAUGGUUGUCAAGAAUAACAUAGAAGAAAGUCGAAGUCGUGUUCGCUUCGCCGUGCAAUAUCACAUUGAGAUAAUAGAGUAUUUAAAAAGGGUUAAUGAAGCUUUUGGAAGCCAAGUGGUUCUUCAUUUUACUUUAACAUCAUUUGUAAUUAGCGUUCUGGGAUUUGAAAUAAUAAUGGUUGGGAAUGUACCGGAAUCUUUACGCUAUACGUUACAUCUUUGUGGUUGGGUGGUUUUAUUGUAUCUUUUAAGCUAUUAUGGUCAACGUGUUAUGGAUGAAGGAUUUGAAGUUGCUAAUGCUGCUUAUAAUGGUCUUUGGUAUACGACUUCAGCGGAUAUUCAAAAAGAUAUUCGUUUGAUUAUAGCAAGAUCUCAACAACCUUUAACUUUAAAAGCUAUGUAUUUAGGUUCAAUGACGGUUAGCACAUUUUUGAAAGUAAUUUUUGAUUACAAAUACUUUCAAUCAAUAUUUAAAAAUGUUUUUUUAGGUGCUGAGUGA